AUGUCUUUGGCUUCGAAGGAUCACGCAUACCCCAAUGGGUCGACCUCGGCGGCAGAGGCGGCUCCGGGGGGUAUGACGAAUGGCGAGAAAGCAGUAGUUGGGGAGUUGUUACAGCGGGAUGAGGCCAAAGGCGCUACGGUUCAUGCCUUCAACCCCGACGCCGAUCCCGCCCAGAAAGCCGCCCUCGCCGGCGCUGCCAAAGCCCAACUUGAUGCCCUCCCCAAGCUCGGCCGCCGCAAAGCCAUCGAGGAGGCCAAUGCGGGUCUCGCCCUAGGAGUAGAUACGAGCGGUGUAGCUGGUCAAGGGGAUAUGCCAGUUCCUACGGUGACUGUAUCAGAUGCGGAUGCGGUCAGUAGGGGAGAGGGGCAGAUUGCGGGUGGGGACGCGAUGCCGGGGAGUAUACCGACGGGAGCGGCGCCGGCUGUACCUACCUGGAUGCAGACUGGGUGGAGACAGGUUGCUGGGAUCGACGCGGCUACGGCUAUGGACCCCCAUAAGCAGGCCGACGCGGGGAUACUGGCGGACUACCUGUCGGAUCAGAUGUAUGGUGGCUGGUAUCACAACGCCGGAAUCAUCCUCUUCGCAGUCCUCGCUACCCGCUUCAUCACAUCCAUCAACCUCGGCUUUGCCUGGAUCCUCAUCGUCCUCGCCUUUUGCGCGGCAUACUAUUCGCUCUCUAUCCGCCGGACGCGCCAGCGCGCGCGUGACGAUAUCCAGCGGGAAUUGGUCAAGACAAGGCUGGUGACAGAGACAGAGAGUGCGGAUUGGCUAAAUGGGUUCUUGGAUCGAUUCUGGUUGAUAUAUGAACCGGUACUGAGUCAAACGAUUGUCGCGAGCGUGGACUCCGUCUUGGCGACUAGCACACCCGCUUUCUUGGAGAGUAUCCGGAUGACUACGUUCACACUCGGUACGAAGGCACCUCGGAUUGACUUUGUCCGGACAUUCCCAAAGACCCCCGAGGACAUCGUCAUCAUGGACUGGGCCGUGUCUUUUACGCCUAACGACUUGCUGGACAUCACCCCUCGGCAGGCACAGAAGCGGGUCAACCCAAAGAUCGUGCUUUCUAUCCGCGUUGGAAAAGGAGGCAUCUCGAAAUCGCUCCCCAUCCUGCUUGAGGAUAUGGAGUUUACCGGCAAACUACGAAUCAAGCUGAAGCUCAUGACCAACUUCCCCCACGUCAAAACCAUCGAAAUGAGCUUUAUCGAAAAGCCUACGUUCGACUACGUCCUCAAGCCCAUCGGAGGCGACCUCUUCGGCUUUGACAUCAACAACAUCCCCGGUCUAUCGACCUUCAUCCGGGAUCAGGUCCACGCCAACCUCGGACCCAUGAUGUACGACCCCAACAGCUUGACUAUCGACCUCGAGUCGCUGUUAUCGGGUACACCGCUCGACUCGGCCAUCGGGGUGCUCAAAAUCUCCAUCAAUGACGCUCGCGGACUCAAAGCGGUCAAAUUCGGCGGUGGUGAUCCGGACCCGUAUGUCUCUAUCGCACUCGGUGCGAAGCCGGUCAUUACCAAGACCAAGACGGUCAUGUCGACAGCCAACCCGUCUUGGCACGAGACGCAAUUCGUGCUGGUCAAUACCUUGGCGGACGUCCUCAAUCUCGGUCUUUGGGACUACAAUGAGCACCGGGCGGACAACCAGCUCGGGACAGUCAGCCAAGAGCUGUCCGUGCUGGCGGAGGAUGCAGAGAAGGAGGGACUGGUAGGGAAGAUCAUUAGCGGCGGCAAAGACAGGGGAGAAUUGCGAUACGACCUAUCGUUCUUCCCCGUCCUUCAGCCCAUCAAGGCUGCGGACGGGACGUUCGAGCCCCCUCCAGAUACCUCGACCGGUAUCGUCCGGCUCACACUCCACCAGGCCAAAGAUCUCGACAUUACGCGCGCUCAUGGCGACCGCAACCCCUUUGCUCGCGUCUUUCUCGGCGCAAGCAAGACCCCCGUCCACAAAACCCCCACACUCAAGCGCCAGAAUGCGCCCAUCUGGGAGAGCCACUGCGAGUUCCUCGUACCGGAAAAGCACUCGAGCGUUAUCACGAUCGACGUCGUCGAUUCCAAGGACUUUGCGCACGACCCGACCCUCGGCCGGAUCACCGUCAAGCUGUCGGACCUCCUGGAGCUCAAAGAGCGCGGGCAGGACUGGCUGCCUAUGCAGAACUCUCGGGCGGGCAAGAUUCGCCUCACGGCAGAGUGGAAGCCGGUGGCCAUGGCGGGGUCCAUCUCUGGCGCGGCGGCGUAUGUUCCUCCAAUCGGAAUCCUGCGCGUCUGGCUCAAGCGCGCAACGGACGUCAAGAACGUCGAAGCUACCCUCGGCGGAAAGUCGGAUCCGUACGUUCGGGUCCUGGGCAACAAUAAGGUCCUGGCGCGCACAGAGGUCCAGAACAACAAUCUCAAUCCGGAAUGGGAUCAGAUCGUCUAUGUCCCCGUACACAAUCUGCGCGAGAAUCUCGUUUUGGAGGUCAUGGACUACCAGAAUAUCGGAAAGGACCGGUCCCUCGGUUACGUCGAGCUGCGGGUGGCGGACUGUGCCGAGGCCAACUCGGGCGCGAAUGCCAAUGUCUACCCCUUCGCCAGUAAGGGGCACCAGGUGCGGAACGACAAGAUCAAGCUCGACAAGGCGAACACGUACAAGGGGACGCUGGUGUAUGAGGUGGACUUUAAGCCUGCCAUGAGCUUGAGGGGAGGGGUGAGCUUCGAGGCGGAGGCGAACGAGGUGCAGGUUGCGGCCAAAGAGCAGGCGGUGGCGGAGACGGCGGGUAAUGGUGCGGUGGACGCGCCGUCUCUCACAGCCAAAGUCUCGAAGGCCAGCCUGAGAGAUGGUCCUCAGGGGUAUAGUGUACCAACCGUUCCGGCAGCGGGUGGUGCGGCUGGGGCCGAGAGUCGAGGAGGCGGAGAGGCGACUGCCGCGGAGGACCCUCAAGUCGGCGCAGUACUCAAGAAGGAGGAGCUUCUGACCAAGCAAUCCGGUCUCCUCGUCUUCCAGCUCGUAUCCGGUAACUUGGCCCGCCGCGGUGUCGUCGAGAUCAUGUUUGACGAUGGUUACUGGCCGUCCUUCACCUCUACUCGCGCUAGGAGCAACCACCAGAAGUGGGACCAGAUUGGUGAAGGCUUUGUGAGGGAGCUCGACUUUAGCCGUAUAUGGCUCCGUAUCAACUCGAACGAUGAUUCCGAGAAGGAGGAGAUUAUUGCCGAGUUCAAGUGCGAUACCCGGGAGUUUUUGGAUGCCUGUCUGACUGCACCUACCGAAUUCCAUCUCACCCAGACCGACGGAUCGAACCACUCGACACUCAAGCUCAGUGCGAGAUACGUACCGGUGGAUAUCAAGCUCGAAGCUCGGGAGAGUAUCAAUAACAUGGGCGUGCUCCGGUGCGAGGUGCUGAGAGCAAAAAACCUCCUUGCGGUCGACAGGGGCGGGAAGUCAUCCGAUCCUAACGUCACUUUCAGCCUGAACGGGAUGAAGGUCUUCAAGUCUGAAACCAAGAAGAAGACCGUCAACCCAGAGUGGAAUGAAUCCUUCGAAGUCAUGAUCCCCUCACGCGUCGGCGCCAACUUCGGCUUUGAGAUCCACGACUGGGAUCGAGUUGGAACGGCCGACCUGCUGGGAGGAGGUCACGUCGACUUGGCGAGUCUGGAGCCGUUCGAGUCGACGGAAGUCACGAUACCGGUUGUUCAUGACAAAAAGGGGGAGCAUGGAGCUUUGACGAUCCGAAUGAUGUUCCAGCCUGAGAUCAUCGCCCGGACACGCCACAAGACCAGCACCUUCUCCACUGCCGGUCGAGCCAUCACCCAGGUCGGCGGGCUUCCUAUCGCUGCUGGAAAAGGUGUCAUUCACGGUGGCGGCGCCGUAGCGAUGGGCGUCGGGCGGGGCGUCGGUAGCGUGGGCGGCUUCGCCGGCCGCAAGAUCGGCCUCAUCAAGAAGAAGGAUAAGGCUGGACGGGAGAUCUUGGUUCACCCGGAUGACCAUAUCGGGGACGGAUCCAUCGACUCGCCAGAAGCUUCCGCGCAUACGGAUGGUCAAUCCAUUAUCGAUGGGCCUGUGUCUGCUCGACCGUCCGAAGCGGGCACGCUGGUCGUUACGGUUCUGGGCGGGACGGAGAUCAAGUCGGAGGAGGGGACAAAGCUGAAGAGCUAUGUGGCGGUCAAAGUUGGGAGUAAGAGCCACAAGACGGAUCAUGUCAAGGGUAUCGAGCCAGAAUGGAACGAGCACUUGACGUUCCACCUCUCUCCCGAAGUCGGCGUUCUCAGCGUAGCACUGCAUGAACAUCACUCCUUUGGCCGAGAUCCUGUAAUAGGCGAGGCUGAGGUCGACAUCUGGCAACAUAUUGCUCCCGCACGACCGACUGGAGACGUCUCAGUCUCCCUGACCAGCGGCGCCGGGACCAUCCGACUCCGGCUCGAUUGGACCGCUGGGGCUGCUCCUGAGAGAGCCAGCGCAGAGAAGCAUGGGCUUCUGGGGCGUCGGAAAUCGGUCAGCAGCGGUAUGAACGUGGAUGCUGGCAAUGGUGUGAGCAGUCCAGGAAGGAUGAGUGGGUUGCGGAUGGGCAUGACGAGACGGGACCGGGAGAAGACUGAGGAGGCGUGA
Dioszegia hungarica is the source of this 4578-nucleotide messenger RNA. Its product is annotated as C2 domain-containing protein. Bases 1 to 4578 code for a protein of 1525 amino acids. The transcript is spliced from 19 exons. Lineage: Eukaryota; Fungi; Basidiomycota; Tremellomycetes; Tremellales; Bulleribasidiaceae. Gene Ontology annotation, molecular function: lipid binding. The record is from RefSeq and is a predicted model, not a curated record.